UUUCAUUUUUGUUGACUGGGAAAAAUUGUCAACAAGUUGAAUCUACAACGACUCUGUAUAAGCCCUGUCCACCGCUGAUGUUGCUAACAGUGGUAAUAGUUUGAAUCGUGAUCAUUAAAGGGGAGUUCAUUGAUCGAAGAUCGGAAGAAUUCGGAUAUGGAUGGUACCGGAAACGCCGACGUGGUGGUUCGAGGAGAUGGUGGUGCUGUGGUGGAGAAGCCGGCUGGGGAUGGAGUCAAAGCUGUCGAGAUGAUGAGCACGGGGAAACGGAGGCGGGGAAGGCCGCCGAGGAAUCAGGCGAGAAUCAUGUCAUCAUCGGCACCGCCGCCUAACACGGACGAUGAAGAAGACGUUUGCUUUAUAUGCUUCGACGGAGGAAAUCUGGUGCUUUGUGAUCGCAGGGGCUGUCCUAAGGCAUACCAUCCGGCCUGUAUCAAAAGGGAUGAGGAAUUCUUUAAAUCGACGGCGAAAUGGAAUUGUGGGUGGCAUAUAUGUAGCUCUUGUCAGAAAGCUUCAUAUUAUAUGUGCUAUACUUGUACGUACUCCGUGUGCAAGAAUUGCACUAAAGAUGCUGAUUAUGUGAAUGUAAGAGGAACUAAAGGGUUUUGUGGAACUUGCAUGAGAACUAUAAUGCUGAUUGAAAACAGCGGAUUGGAAAAUAAGGAAACGGUUCAAGUGGAUUUUGAUGACAAAACUAGCUGGGAGUAUCUCUUCAAGGUUUAUUGGAUUUUGUUGAAAGAGAAAUUAUCUUUAAGGUUUGAUGAGCUUACCCAAGCUAAAAAUCCCUGGGAAGAAAAUGCUAUCAUGGCUCCUAAUGGAGAGUCGUCAGUUGAACUUAAUAACCGUAGUGGUGCCAAACGUGGUAAUGCGGAAAAAUCUUUUAGAGACCUAGGAGCAAGUUCUUCGAAGAGAAGAAAAUCGACAAGGCAAGAGAACUUUUUCAAAAAAGUUGAAUCUCUAGAAGCAGAAGGAACGGGUGUUAUGAAUGGGAUGCCUAUUCCUGAAGGCUUAAAUUGGGCAACAAAGGAGCUUCUUGAAUUUGUGGCACACAUGAGAAACGGUGACACAUCUGAGAUCUCUCGUUUUGAUGUUCAGGCACUUUUGCUCGAGUACAUAACAAGAAGCAAUCUUCGCGAUCCUUGCAAUAAAUCUUACAUCGUCUGUGAUACAAUGCUUAUAAAAUUGUUUGGAAAAGCAAGGGUGGGCCACUUUGAAAUGUUUAAGCUUCUUGAUUCACAUUUUCUCACCAAAGAUCAUUCGAGGCUCGUUGAUACCAUAACAGGAGGAGGCUCCAAAGGUUAUGCUACUCAAUUGGCUGUUGAGAGGAACAGUGAUGUCCAACCCACAAUUGCCGAUGAUAAGAGUUGUAAAAUUAGUAAAAGGGUUGAUGGUCAACCCAUCACGGUUGAUAGGAACAGUGAUGCUCCAGUGAAGGGAGAUGAUGUCUUGAGUGAUAUUGGAAACAGAGAAGCUAGCAUACCACCUCAUUCUACAGUACCAGAGCUAUCUGUAAAUAAUAUUGAAACAGAUAAAAUAUGGCACUAUCAAGACCCCCUGGGCAAAAUUCAAGGGCCAUUUUCUAUGUCAAUAUUACAUAAAUGGAGCACGAGUGGUCUUUUCCCUCCUGAUCUGAGAAUAUGGAGAACAAAUGAGAAGCAGGAUGACUCCAUUCUCUUAACCAAUGCUUUUAAUAAGCAGUGCAGCCAAGCAGAACAGUUGUUUCAUAACAGCUGCAUACCAAUUGAGGGCGUAAAGAUUGCAUCUGGUGAUGGAUCUCAUAAUAGAGAUGGUGAUGUUAGGGGGAGUAGGGAUCUCAAUGCAAAUCAGAUGGAAAACAAACAGGUUGAGGAGAGUUCGAAAUCAAUGCAGAAUGAUUCAAGUGAUCAUUAUUGUGGUAGCAAUGAAUAUGUGAAGAGCAGAGAAUCAGGCUCUCAAUCUUCUCCUUGUAAUGCCUCAGUAGAUAUUGUCAAUUCAAAUGCAGAACAGAUGGGAAGUCAUUUACGACAUUGGGACCCUGUGAAGAGUGAUAAUUGCUUCCUUGGCCAGCCCCAAGUGAGUAGCUCCAUCCCCUCAUCUAUGGUAUCUGAGAAACCAUGUGAAACCAAGUCUCAUCCAGUUAGCAGCCGUCAUGGGGUGGAAAGAUGGGAAUGUGGUUCAAUUGACAUGAAUGAGGAUUUGAACAAAACCUAUGAAGGUCAAAUUAUUUCUGAAAAUGUGAAGCAAGAAGAUAACAACGGAAAAUCAGGUAAAUUGUGUGAGCAAAGCCAGAGAUCUUCACCACUAAAUGAUACUUCAAAUGGAUGGGAUUUGAAUUCUGGACUUAUUUCUCUGGCGAGGGAUUUUGAGGAAUCAGAGCACAAUCAGGAUAUUGAUUUCUCAAAUAUUCCUACCUCAACAUCAAAGUUGAGCAACCAAGACUCGAAAAUUCAGGCUACUAAAACCAAACAGUUUCUUUCUUUGAGUGUUCCUCAUCAGGAUUCAGGUCCUAGUUGGAGUACUGUUCUGAGUCUAGUGAGUAGUGGAGCACAGCUUCCUGAAGUAGCUGGUGAAUGGUGUGGGUAUUCCUCUACUCCAGCGAAACCUUCUGCAGAGGAAUGGAGGCCAGAUCUUGUGCCUGUUUCUUCUUUGAAACCAAUUGACUUGGGAGGAAAUCAUUCUGCCACACCAACUUCAGGAAAUAGCCAAUUGGCACAUACUUCUUCCACAGAUCAUGCAAAUAAUGCAUCUGGUUGGGAGUGUUCUUUGGCUGACGAAUCUGUUUCAGAUCUAUUGGCUGAAGUUGAAGCGAUGGAGUCACUUAAUGGCUUGCCUUCACCUACUUCGAUUUUGCGUUCAGAUGGAGAGUUGGCACAAGUUUCUGAUCAUGAUUGUUUUAGCCCUAUAGGAGGACUGAGCCCUGCACCUGAUCCAGGAAAAACCGAUGCUUUGAGCUCCCGAAAUAACCCUCAAACGUCUUCUCAGUCAACUCUGACCAAUGAGCAGUUUGGGGUAUCUUGGUCUGUAGCUCUUAAUAUUCAUAGGAGUUCUGUCGUGCAUUCUUCUUCGAGUCUUGUAACAGAUGAAGUUACAAGGCCUAGCAAUGCCUCGGUUAACCAGUAUGAAGCUGGUUCAGACAUGCAACCUCCUGCACCCCCGAUAACAACUUGGGGCAUGGCUAUUGUAGAUUCUGCUUGGAGACCAGGGCCAGAAACUACAGGCACCAAUCCGGGAGCAGUUCACGGAAAUGUGAAUUUUAAUAACGUCGGUCGGGGACAGCUCAGGGAGGAGCAUUCCAGGAAAACAGAAGCAUCAAUUUAAGCCCUUCCACAGGGCAUCCGCCCGAUUAGGGAAACCAACAGAGAUAUGUUGGUUCAAGGGACCGAUAUUUCGAGGUAAGAGAUUCGAGUUUUGGUAGGGGCAGGCACUCUUGGAAUAGACAGUCGUCGAAUGGUGGUGUUGGUUCUUUCAGACCACCGGCCAAAGGGCAGCGAGUUUGUAAAUUUUACGAAAGGGGUCACUGCAAGAAGGGGGCAUCAUGUAGUUAUUGGCACCCUUGAUUAGUCUUUACCACGGCGAUUCAUUCUGUAUUCAUUAUUUGUAUCAGCUACUUGGUCUGUUGGUCAUUUCUGCCAAAUUUAACUCUAAGCUUUAACAGUAGUAUCAUUCAAGCUACACGUAAUAAUACCAUAUUA
Hibiscus syriacus is the source of this 3671-nucleotide messenger RNA. Its product is annotated as zinc finger CCCH domain-containing protein 44-like. The transcript is spliced from 4 exons. NCBI's taxonomy places the organism in Eukaryota, Viridiplantae, Streptophyta, Magnoliopsida, Malvales, Malvaceae. The coding region runs from base 157 to 3297 and encodes 1046 amino acids. Gene Ontology annotation, molecular function: protein binding. The record is from RefSeq and is a predicted model, not a curated record.